ACUGCCUUUGGGAUAUUACUUCAGUUCCCUUUGGGUUCACAAGCAGGCAUGUUUCGCCAGCUGCUCAGGCUAUUUCGGAAGGAAAGUGUUGAUCAAGGAGAGACCGCACCAGGUCAGAGAGAAGCUGACCCCCUCUCUAGUGAAACAGGAAGGAGGAAAUCAUUCUGGGGAAGGCUUGGUUUUGGUAGGAAGGCAUCAUCCCAAAAUGUCAUCAGUAACCAAGAGGAGUGUCUAAAAGAACUGGAGGAACUCAAAUUUGAAAUCCAGAGGUGUCAAUUCGAGAGGGAUGAACUUUAUCAAAUCCUGGAUCUUUAUAUCUAUGAUGAGUGGGACCACAGGCUGCAUUUCGAAUUGCCAGCCCUUCAAUCUGAACAUGAGAUGAGAAUGAUGGCUAUGCAAAUGAUGACCAACUCAAUAAGUGAUGUCAUGGAGAGGUACAAGGAGCUCAUACAAGUGAACAGUUCCUACCGCAUCAGGCAAUCCCAGCUCCAACGUGAACAAGCUCAUUUGAAGAACAAUAUACAGAUUUUGCUGAAUGAGAAGAGAGAACUGCUGGUGGAGCAGACUGAACUGCCAGCAUCCUCUGUGGAGACAAAGAGGUUCUGUGAAGAAGCCGGAAUGAACAUCUGUGACCCCAGAGCCAAGCAACAGCAGGUAGGGUUAGGGCUCAGGGUCAGGUUGUCCUCAGGUCUUACCAUAACCAUAGACAAACCAAUGUAACUGUCUAUUGACUGAUCCAUGUCCUGUCCUAGGUCUCAUCCAAGUUUUCAUUCAUGUGAUGGUUUACAAGGCUUUCUGUGGAGAUAGCCCCUUUUCAAGAAACUGCAUGUUUGGAAAGCAAAUGCUCCUGCUCUUCGAGAAUCUGCACUUCAUUAAGGGAGAUAAGUUGAUCACACAGCACAGCACUACAUGCCAUUAUGUAUGUAGGGUGCUAUGUGGGAGCCCCUCUUUAGACUAGAACAGGGCUUUGAGGGAUGAAGCAAAAGCCCAGAGCCCAUUUUCUUUACAGGGAUCGUGUGAGACUCAGGAAGUAAGUAGUUUUCAAGGAGGAGAGCCUGGUGGAAAUGCCAAAGAAAUGGUUCUCAUUGUCAUUUGUGGUGGCUUUUGUUCUUCCUCCCCUCAUGUCCCUGUAUAUGAAGAUGGUGACUUCAUGCUUCAUAGAUCUUGGGUAACUACAGAGCCUAUGUAUCAGCAUGUCAGUCCUAUCUUAUUUGAGUGCUCCUGGAGAGUUCAUAACUGGGCCUUACAACCUGAAGCUGGUUAGAAGAGCAAGGAUGUGGAAAAGGUUUCUCAAAGGCUGACAGUUGGCAUGAGAGACUUGAGACUUCAAGAACAAAGUUAUCCGUAUGUACCCCCAAUUCUCACCAAGAAAGGUGCAUUGCUGUGCUGACCUGCAUCUUAGGGAGCAUGCGGGGAGGCCAGUUCAUGACAUGCAGUUUUGUCCAGUCAUUAUCUAACUUAGUCCUUUAAGCCCAGGUCUCUCAGCAAUCAUGAAGCUUCCUGUUUUGUGCUGGCCAGCAGUCUUUGCAUCAUUCGUCCAGUUCCAAGUGGAGCCCCCUCUCUUAUUUGUCUCAACACAUUCUUAAACCAUUCAGCUAUUUUAAAAAUAAGGAUUAGAUUUCUUCACUUUACCUGAACAGAGUUAUCCCCCGGGGAAGAUUCUGGAUUGUCUUAUUGGCUUCACCAUGAUAUUGCAUGGAAUCCUAGAGUGCAACCCUCUGCUGACAUUGCUUUGCUGACUGUAUCAUGGGCACUGCAUUCUUUCAGGAUAGAUUCCCUCUCAAUAUUGUACACAGUGCUGCAUUUCAGAAAAUUCACUGUAUGUUAUUUAUUUAGCCUUUUUCUGACUGACACUGAGGUUGUUUUAAUAUUACAGGAACUCUAAUGUGAUGAAAUGUUCCUGGUAACUGACCGUGAGUUACUGUCUUCUCUGAUGCUUCCAAAGUCUUCUAUGAAGGAAACAGGGUAGUUUUAGUGAGGGGCCUAUGAUGAGUCAGCAUAGAGCUCCAUGGAGUCUUUUCCUAGAAAUCUCUCUCUUGGGGAUUUGAUGUUGUGUUGUUUAGGCUAUCUGUGCAGAACAUGUAACUUACUUGUCAGACCAGCAAGUAUCUGCAUAGAAAGGUUUCCUGAAGUGGAAAUGAGUACAGGCCAGGGCAGCACAUCUUGCUUGAGUCUAAGAGACUUGUACACAGCAUUGUUCCCACUAAUUUCUCACUCAACAGGAAAUGUGCUGCAUAAGAGCAAAGUUUUCAUUUGUGCAUGGGAGUGUGUAUCUGUGUGUCUGUGUUUAUGUGUGUGUUUGUGUGUGUGUGUGUGUUGUGUGUGUGGGUAUAUGUGUGUGUGUGUGUGUGUGUGUGUUUGCAGUAGUGAACGUGUGUUUCCCUCUAUUUCCAAGUUUCAUGAGAAAAGUACUCUAAGCAUACACUUUACAUCCAUGAAACAUGAAAUAGAGCUGCCCAGUCAUUUGGCAUCUCCAUAUAGCUCUGUACAGCAAAAGGACACUUAAGGUAUUAAUUUAUUCUGUUUUCAAAAAUUUCAGAACAGAAUUAUCUUGUGAAGUCUGGGGGAGGAGUGGAAAUAUGUUCAAGUGAGUCGUGUUUCACAGGGGUAACAAAUGGUACAGGCCUAGAGCUUGCAGGUCCCUUUUUGUUAUGGUGUAGAAGCAGGACAAUAAAAUCCUUUAGAAAUGCAACCCCCAAAUAGAGGACACAAAAACACGUGUAAAGUUAGAUUUUCAAGUGAUUAGGGGCAAAACUACUGAUCUGCUUUGAAAUCCUUUGGAGCACAUCAAAGGAAUGGAGUACAGGGAGGUAAGGGGGGGCUGCUUUAAAAAAUGCGUUGAUUUAUGAUCCUUCUCUCUUCUUUGUGAAUUGUGAAAGCCCACUGGAAGGUUGUGUCACUCACUGUGUCUUCUCCAAGGUUGCUUUCCACAUUGCCUGCUACCAUUUCUUUUGAGCUACCUUGGCAACUACAGCUCCCGCUGGGAGUUUGGCUUGGAUUUUAUUCAUUGAGAAUUUGAGUUGCUUGGAAUUGUAUCGUCAUCCAGAAAAAGUCCCAUGGCUAUGCUGUGGUGCAAGAACAGGGCAGUUUCAGGAACCCCUUUAGGUGCACAGAUAAUCCAAAGCGCUCCUCUAUGUUAUCUGUGUAGCAUUCUGCAAGUGCUGUCAAUCAACAUCAUUUUCUCUCAGUUAAUUUCAGCCUCAAUGGGUUAGGAGAAAUGAUGAGCUUCAAAUGGGUCUGACAGUGUAAGAACAGGUAGCCCUAUGAGAAGCCAUGUUCAGAAAGUGGAACAGAAGUUUUAGUUAACCCAGUGAUUCCACAACAAGGAGUAGGUAUUGCCAUUGCAACUAGGGAGCAUCAAUGUUGUAGUGGUCCCAGAGUAACCUUGAAGGAGAAUCUAUCCAGACGUCCAUCAGCCAAGGAGUAAAAGUGUACCAUACGAUGGAGCCCUUCCAUAGAUUCUGAUUCAGUGUGAGAUAAUCCAUGCAAGCUUUUACUUACUUAUUCAAAUUAUCUGUGGAGCAAUCACAUUACGGGGAGAAAAUUUGUUGAAUUGGAUCCUGGUUAUGGAGAUUUCCUGUGAUUCUAGCUUUGGGCAUGAAGUCACUCAGGCUAUGGUAAAGACAGCUCAGAUUAGAAGAAGUUGCACACUUUGGGGAAAGUCUGAAAGAGUGAACAAGAACAAGAGUCUAGUCCACCACCAAUAUAUGAUCCUUUGCUGAGCAACAAGACAGCUCUACACAGCCUUUGGGACUUGCUAAGCCAGAUUGUUAAUGGGGAAAGAACCCUGAGUCUAUGACGGUUUAUGGGAGGACAGCACAUCACUGACUGAGCUGUCUAUAGGCUCUGGCCACUAUGUACAUAUCCCACUCAACAUUUGUUUUUAUGCCUCCAGUGAAUCCUGGGGAAUCUUUACAUUAAGCAUUAAUAUUCAGGUAGGAACAUAGGCUGGAAGAAGCCAUUUGAAUAUCCUUCCCUAUAAAAAUACCCUUUUUGGGUGGAUGACCACCCCACCUGGAUUUCAGCCUCAGGCAGUUAAAGAGCUACUCAGAGUAUUGUUCUGGUACAGUUCAUGUGAACUUUGCCCAUGAAACAAUAUAUAUGAUCCUCUGGAUUUCUUGCUAUGUUCUACUCCUUUCUUCCUGUGAUCUCUCCGGAAAGAUCUGAGGACAUUUUCUCUUCUGUCCUCUCACAAAUUGCCUUACACUAGCAUAGACUUACAGGGGUGCUGUUCUGUUUCUACAUCACAAUCACCUUUAAUGUCCAUGUGUACGCUGGGAAGAUUUGCAUGGAGCACAUUCUCAGUGAUUACAGGAUCUGUGCAGUGAGCAUGAAUUUGAAGUGUGGUGGCUUCUCUGUGUAUUUGCAGAUACAGUGCUUACAAAUGGAAACUAGACGGGUUCCUUCAGUGCUAACAUAAUCAGAAAUUUCACCUCAAUUCUGGGCAUGUUCUCCAGAAGGAAUCCACAUGGUAUUCUUGGUUGCUCAUACCUCUCUUGAACUCAGAUUCAGACAUAGCUACAAUGUUAUUAUUCCAUGUCAUAUACCUGGACCAGUGAGAAAAAAUGCUCACUUUUCUCUUAAUCCCAGUACAGUGCAUAGUCCACAGUUCAAACUCUAGCAGUUUGAAAGGUGAGAUAUAAAUCCAAGCGCAGGUACUCUAGGACACUUGGGGAUGCAGGGACUGACCUCAGCUGACAGGUCAUGCUGGAUUGUCCAACUGAAUAGAGCUGAUGUAAGGGGGAGAGCUGAAUUGACAACCACUCACUAAACCUUUUUUCCCUUGCUCUGUUAGGUCUGAAAUUCUCCAGCAGAAACUCGAACAUGACACAGUCCAGGACAAGAUCACCAUUGGAGAGAAGAACUACAGGAGGAGAACUAAGUGUGCACAGCAAAUACACCACUAUUGUACCUCAUCUGUAAUGUCCAUAGCAAUUGUGGACUGCAUUUUCCUCCUUUAGUUUGAUUUCUUUGGAUUGAAUACACUGUAUUUUCACCUCGCCUCUCUCCAGCAAGUGUACAGUUUUUGAGGGACUUAGAGAAUUGCUGAUGCACAUCAAUCAAGAGCUGCUGGUCAUCCAGAAAGACUGUGCACGUGUAAAUUUGUACUUGUCCUGAUGGGUCAUCCAGAAGAGUUUCAUGGAGAUCAGUUCACAAUAUUGGAAAGACUAUGAAGCAAAGUCUUUAAUAUCAUUUAUACUCAGUAUUGGUAGGCUUUUUCCUUAAUACCCCCACUCCAACAAAACAGACCUACUUCCACUCCUCUUGAAAAGAUUAUUACCAUCACUAACUGCUUGUCUACUAUGUCUCCAAGGCAAGCCACAGGCUAUAAGUCUAUUCUGCAAAAGGAGCAGCAAAAAAUGCUUAGUGCAAUUCCUAUAUUUAAAGUUUGGUUAAUUUUUAAUUGUUUUGGUUAUUUGGUUUUCCUUCUAUUCAUUUGAAGAUUUGUUAUUUAUCUGUUGUUGUUUGUUCAUUUGCUUUUCUAUUUUGAUAAGGAUAUAGACUGUACAUAUUGACUACCUGCAUCUGGUUACUAUCAAGUAAAUUGGAUGUAUUCUGGUCAAUAAAGGAGUAAUCUCAAACUCUUCACUCUUAAGAACCUUCUUUAUUGAUCAUUAGUGUCAACAUCUGAAGUCCCACAGCUAUCAGGGAGGGAUCGAUCUCUGCUUUCUCAUGGGGACUGGGCAUCAAAUCACUUCCCAGUCAGACUGAGAUUCACAGGCAUUUAUACAGUGACUGUGCACUGUGUUUCCAACUCUGAAUUUCAACUUCAUCAUGCAUACAUUACCCACUGUGUAUGCUUGCUGUCAAAUAUAUAGUUACCUCUAAAUUAUACUCUGUCGAUGAGAGUUUUGACCAAAUUAAUAGGAUAAACAUUAAUUUUUCUGUAGUACCUCCCAGGACAUAUAAACAUGGUAUAAGGGAGUUUAAAGCCAUCGGGAAUCCUGCACCCAAAUCCCAGGGCAGAAAAUGCCAGACACCCAGGAAUGCAGAUAAUCCUGAGACCACAGGAGAGAAAGCCACUUCUGACCAGCUCUGCCCACAUCUCUGGCCCAAUAUUAAUCUGCAUGAUGCCUCUGGAAAGAGGAAUAGAGGAGCAGUCAGUGGCAGG
Molecule: messenger RNA, 6112 nt
Organism: Rattus norvegicus (Norway rat)
Lineage: Eukaryota; Metazoa; Chordata; Mammalia; Rodentia; Muridae
Source: RefSeq, a predicted model, not a curated record